CUGGAAGUCCCCAGCAUGGUGAUGCUGCUGCUGUGUCCCCAGGGCUCCCAGUCACUGGCAUCUGUGAGCACCCUUGCGGGUGUAGGGCUGGGCUGGGACAUGGGCACCUUCCCCGAGGUGGAUACUGGGAUGAGUGCUGGAGCAGGGACAAGUAACGAUGGCAAAGUUGUCACCUACAUGUCCCAAUGGCCUGUGCCCUGUAUUGCUGCCCAUCCAGCCAGGCCUGAAGGGCUUAUGGCUCCCAUCCCAGGCUGCCACACCAACAGCUGGCAGAGCUCUGCUGCACUUCAAAGAAUGCAAGACAUGUCAUCACACAAUCAUGGGAGGUUGGAAGGGGCCUUAAAGAUCGUUCCUUCCAGCCCCUGACAUAAGGGGGACACCUUCCACUAGACCAGGUUGCUCCAAGCCUGUCCAACCUGACCUUGGACAUUUCCAGGGAUGGGGUAUUCUCAGUACCAAAAUACUCCAACAUGUGGAGUACUCCAAUAUAAGAACUAUUCCUAUAUACUGGGCUUCCACCUAUAUUGGAACAUUCCAGUAUAAAGAUUAUUCCCCCAGCACACUGCACUGUACCCGUGCCCCUCAGGAUUCCCCCUAGCGAAGCCAUCCCCAUGGCAAAGCCCCAUCCCGGGCUCUGUCCCUCGGCGCCCGGGCUCCCCCCGGCCGCCACAGCCGCGCACCUCCCCCGCUCCUGCAAUCGUGGCUCUCGGCUAUAUUUAGCCCUCCCCCGUGCUAUUUCGCUUUCCUGGCAGGAGUUUACAACUGGUCGGGACAGCCCCACCUCCUUUCUGCUUUCUCUCCCUUCCCUUCUCUUCCCUUCCCUUUCCCCUUUUCCCCUCCUCUCCGCUCCCUCCCCCUGCUGCCCUGGAGCCCAUGCCCGCAGUGCCCGGCUGUGCCCGGCAGUGCCCGGCUGUGCCCGCAGACAGAGCCCUGCUCCGCUGCAGCCCCCGCCAUGGGGCCCGCCGAGGAGCUGGUCCGCAUUGCCAAGAAAUUGGAUAAGAUGGUGGCCAGGAAGAGCACGGAAGGGGCACUGGAUCUGCUCAAAUCCCUUACUGGCUACACCAUGACCAUCCAGCUGCUGCAGACCACACGGAUCGGAGUGGCUGUGAACUCAGUGCGGAAACACUGCUCAGAUGAAGAGGUGGUGGCCUCAGCGAAAAUCCUCAUCAAAAACUGGAAGCGGCUUCUGGAGUCCACCACCACAAAAAAAGAGAAGGAUGCAGAUGGGAGGAAGGAGAAGGAUGCAGAUGGAGACAAGGAGAAGAAGAAGGGGCUGGAUGUUUCCAGUUGCCCCAGUGAAGGGGUGAAGCACAGCAAGAAUGCAGCUGAGAAGCACAAGGAGAGGAAGCCCAGCAAGUGUGACUCUCACACCACCAGCACCCAGGGCCGCUCUGCCAAUUCCAGCCCAGAGAGAGAGUCCAGUGAUGGCCGGAGCCCCACUGCAUCCUUCAAGAAAUCACCUCUGGAUAGCAAGAAAGAGAGGAGAGCCUCUGCUGACUCCAGGUCCUCAACCAUCUCCUCUUCCUCCCCACAGAAGAGAUUGUCAGGAGAAAGGAGAGCCUCCACGGGCACCAGACUCUCCCCAGCUCCCUCCAGCUCCCAGAGAAGCUCCAGUGACAGCAAGGAGGAAAGAGCCAACAGCAGCAAGGCCAAGCCUGAGGUGCCGCGAACCCCCACCAGUCCAUCCUGCUCUCCCAGCCCCUGCUUCUUGGCUCCCUGCUAUCUCACGGGGGACUCAGUGCGAGACAAGUGCAUUGAGAUGCUGACAGCUGCACUCCGCGUGGAUGAUGACUACAAGGAGUUCAAUGUCAACUGUGAGAAGAUGGCAUCAGAGAUUGAAGACCAUAUCUUCCAGGAGCUGAAGAGCACAGACAUGAAGUAUCGCAACCGGGUGCGGAGCAGGAUCAGCAACCUGAAGGACCCCAAGAACCCGGGUCUGCGGAGGAAUGUGCUGUGUGGGGCCAUCGAGCCCGGCCUCAUCGCCCGCAUGACUGCUGAGGAGAUGGCCAGCGAUGAGCUGAAGAAGCUGCGGAGCGCCAUGACCCAGGAGGCCAUCCGGGAGCACCAGAUGGCCAAGACAGGCGGCACCGUCACCGACCUCUUCCAGUGCAGCAAGUGCAGGAAGAAGAACUGCACGUACAACCAGGUACAGACGCGCAGCGCUGAUGAGCCCAUGACAACAUUUGUGCUGUGCAAUGAGUGUGGGAACCGCUGGAAGUUCUGCUGAUGCUGCUGGCGAGUGGGCUGGAGGGAGCAUGAUGCAAGCAAGACAAGAUGCUGUGACACCACACUGGGCAGCUGGGGUGGGGAGGAGGGGUCAGGGUGGCACCAGUCCCUAAACCCUGGCUCUUUGUUCCCUUGCACUGGGCUCCCUCGGGGAGCCAGCCUCUGGCAAUGUCAAGUUCAUUCGAGAAGGUCCCUGUGAAUUCAAUGGUUCUUCCCUGCAAAUACCUGCCUGCCCUUUGAUUGGAGUGUGCUGGGAUCUCACUGGGAAUGGAUUCGUUCCUGCAAAGGGAGAUUGGUAACAACCUGGGCAGCAUGCCCUUCCCUGAGAGAAAUCUGGGCUUGGAUGAUUGGGGGGCAGGAGAGACAUUGCUCCAUAGACAUGGAGCUGUGCCUGGGAGCUGAGGGUAGCAGAGGGCCUGGUUUUAACCCGAACCCCUUCUUCCUCACCUAAGUGUAUGCAGAGGACAUGGAGGGGACAGGGUGUCUGCAGCGUGUCCAGAUGCUGUUGGGAUGCUACCCUGUCCCUGUGCUCUGUGACAAAUGGAUCAUCUGUCCUGGCUUGAAGGCACCGUGUCCCAGGAAAGAAGGAAGGAUGGCAGGGGGAGGAGUAAGGAAGAACCCUUCCAGCCAUAGUAAUAAAGGUGUGAACUAUC
Messenger RNA from Catharus ustulatus (Swainson's thrush), 2879 nucleotides. RefSeq names its product transcription elongation factor A3 (gene TCEA3). Gene Ontology annotation, cellular component: nucleus. Gene Ontology annotation, molecular function: zinc ion binding; nucleic acid binding. The coding region runs from base 953 to 2227 and encodes 424 amino acids. The transcript is spliced from 14 exons. Lineage: Eukaryota; Metazoa; Chordata; Aves; Passeriformes; Turdidae. Gene Ontology annotation, biological process: DNA-templated transcription; transcription elongation by RNA polymerase II. The record is from RefSeq and is a predicted model, not a curated record.